Messenger RNA from Apus apus (common swift), 1645 nucleotides. It is a transcript of the gene C16H12orf76, whose product is annotated as chromosome 16 C12orf76 homolog. The record is from RefSeq and is a predicted model, not a curated record. Lineage: Eukaryota; Metazoa; Chordata; Aves; Apodiformes; Apodidae. Bases 51 to 239 code for a protein of 62 amino acids. The transcript is spliced from 2 exons.
CACACAAAGGCCGGUGUGUCGGUGGGGCUGGGCUGUCGGUGGGGCCGGCGAUGGGGCUGGAGGCCGUGCGGGGCUGGGCACUGGCCGUGCUGGCCCUGCUGGCCCCGGGCGACCGCAGCCGGCCCUACGCCGUGCUGCAGAAACAGAACCCGGUGCUGCUGGGCAGCAUCCUCAGCGCCCUGCUGCUCGCCAUCAUCCUCAUGGCCAUCUGCGUCUACAAGCCGGUCCGGCGGCGGUAGCGGAGCGGGGCCGGCCCGGGAAAACGCUGCCGGGGCCGCCCGGGUCUCCCGCCGCCUCUCCUGCCAGCGACAAGGGAUGCCCUGAUGCCGCGUGUGCUGCCCUUGGCCGCGCAGCAUCAUCGGGCCUUCACCCGCGCAGCAUCGUUGUCCCUGGGCCCACGCAGCCUCGCGUGGCUCCGUCGUGACGCCCGGUGCUGGAUCGCACCCCAGCCCCCGCCAACGGGCGGGGGAACACGAUGUGCUCCAGAGCACCCCCGGCUGCCGGGGGCGUCCCGGGGGGCUGCGGGGGGCGCUACCGGCCACGGGUCGGUGCCAGGAACCGUCCGGGCUGGCACCAGAGCCUGGCCAGACCAACAGCGCUGACCACAGGCCCGUGCAUUGGGUUACACCACAGCUUGUUUGACUUUCUGGUUCAUUCCGUCCCUUGCUUGAACGCUAAGUCCUGGGGGUUUGCAGCGCAGCCUUCCAAACCGGUCCCAAAGCAGCCCGGCCGCUGCCUCCGAGCGGGAGCAGCCCCUGCUGUGACCCCGCAGCGACAGGCUCCUCCUGCCCGGCCUGAUUUGCUCUAACUCCCCGCUGAAGACCCGCGGCAGCCGCGCUGAGCCCGGUACCGAGUGGGCAAAGGGUUCCAGCCCGUGCGGAACACUCGCCUCCUCCCGGGUGCGUUUGUGCUCCUGAGCAGGUCACUGGCCCGGAAAGUGGAGCUUCCGGAGGGCUGGAAGGCAGGCAGAUGCUCCAGACUGCCGGGCUCUGCCUUGGAGCUCUGGCCAGACCUGUUCUAGGCAUUUUUCAGUAAUAAAUUCAAGCGUUUACACUGAAAUCCCACUUGCAUAUCAAUGCUGCUACUGUGUGUUGCACUGCUGAGAUAGUAACUGGAUUUUGCUUAUCAAGUAUUACUUCGGUAUUUAACACAGAAGUGGUUGGGCUAAUAAUUUAUUUAGUGUUUUAAAACUUAACUUCCAGAAUAAUUUUGUUGGCCUCUUCCCUGAAGCCUUGUGCUGCACCCAAUAUGUCUUCUGUUCAGUCAGUUUUGGGGGGCACUGAGCACCCGGUGCACUUGGGGAGCUGCUUUGCUGCUGCUGUUAGUAAAGCUAGAAUAGAGGCUGCCCUGGAGCAGAUCUAGUUACUCAUCUAAGACAAACACAAGUGAGGAAGCAAGGUAACACUGGGCUGCUGCUUUCUGAUUGUUUUGUUGGUUGUUUUUUUUAUCACCAAAGCCUGUGCCACUGAUUUUUCUCAGUCCUUCAUCUGGUGUAGAACUUGGCCUGUAGCUGGGUGCUGUUGGGGGGGUGGAUGGCAGAGCUUGCAGCUACAACUCUGAGUUCCUGGGAGCAGCAUUCUUGUUUGUGUUCAUUCUUCACUCCCUGCUCUGUUUCUUUGUACAAAUAAAGAGGCUAAGUAAACAA